AUGCCGGUGUAUAUCCCCAACGGGGUGACCGUCACGUUCGACCGUGGCGGCGUACUUCAUCCCCCGGUCGAGGAGCGGCUUUCUAACGAGCGUCGACGCGUCCCCGGUGAUCGUCGCGAGGUCGGCCGCGAUUCAAGUGUUCGCGAGUGGCGUCACCACUGCCACACCGAGCAUCAUGGCCAGAUGGGCGACAGACGACACCGCAGUGAGCGCGAGGGCGAGAGUAAGAGUGAGAACCGUCCCUAUCGGCCGCAGCAAUCGCGUCAGAUAGAUGCCACCACGUCCCACAACGCUCAGGACGGCACAGACACUCCAUCGGACACCCAGUCGAUCGUGGCCCAAGCCGGAUCCUAUUUGGGCUCGCGUAGGCGUCACAUUCGCCGAGCCGAGCUGUCUCCUCUACGUUCGCCCCCGGCUCACCAAGAGGAAUCAAGCCGUGCGGCACGUGCCCACGACGACGCCGAGACGACUAACCGUGCCCGCCAGACUCUUCGCUGGGUCCGCGGUCUCGUCCCUGGUCUAGCCCCACCUGGCGCGACACCGCCACUCUCUCCCAUCUGCUCCUUCCCACCCGGCUACUUUGAACAACCAGUCGAGCCCUCCCGACCCCAAUUCCGACGCCAGAGCAGCUGGGGCAACUAUGUACGCAAGCUAUCGCCCGCCAACCUCGGGUGGCAGACUACGCCACCGCCAGCGUACCAGGCACCGCCUACUGUUUACGCCGAGCCAGUGCCGUCCCAAAAGACCCCAACAGCCUCAAAGGCCCCACAGCUUCCUGCUACUGUCACACCACUGGCUGCGGACUGGUCUCCACCUGUACCACCGUCUCCCAGGAUAUACACGCAAUACCCUCCACCUCCACAACCUCCUCCUCCAGCGCCGGAGCGGGCCCGCCGGCGCCAGCACUCGCCAGCGUGUUUCUUCGAUAGCGUGGCGGCGGCAUUCCGGCCGCGCAAGGUGCGGUUUGCGGACGGUGGCCAGCCUGGAUCAAGUGUGGUGGGUGGCUAG
Molecule: messenger RNA, 1008 nt
Organism: Cutaneotrichosporon cavernicola
Lineage: Eukaryota; Fungi; Basidiomycota; Tremellomycetes; Trichosporonales; Trichosporonaceae
Exons: 1
Coding region: 1-1008 (335 amino acids)
Source: RefSeq, a predicted model, not a curated record